AUGGCGUCGUCGUCCUCCCCGGCGCCGCUGUGGGUCGUCCUCGGCCGCGUCGCCCUCGUGCAGCACGACUCCGUCAAGGACCCCGGGGACCUCUCCGUCAAGCUUUCCUUGCCGCCGCGCGCCUCGACGCUCACCGUGCCCAUGAGCGUCCAUCCGAAGCCCGGCUACGACGACACCGACAGGCACCCCUACGCCAUAGCGGCCGGCGACGCCGGCGUCCUCCUCCACGCCUCCCGCUGGCCCUUCGUCGGCUUCGACCUGGACCGCGACCCGCCGGGCAUCCUCCUCGUGGCGCGCGACUUCCUCGCCGCCGCCGGGCCCGGCAAGGCGCUGGCCACCUCCGUCGUGCGUGUCCCCGACCGCGCCCGCACCUACCAGCCCGGCAUCUCCAGCGUAAGGAACGUCGGCCUCGUCUCCCUCCCCGGCAGCGGCGGCGCCGAAUACGUUGUCGCCGAGCUCCGCAUUGCUGCCGGCAGCGACGACGACGGCCGCGCCACUCUCCUCACCUUCCGCUCCGGCACGGACGCGUGGGUUCAGAAGGAUCUGAGCUGCCCCUCCAUGUCCGGCCGGCGCUGGAUGUGGUCGUCCCACGACGUGAUCGCCCACGACGGCAAGCUUUGGUGGGUGAACCUCGUGUGGGGGCUCCUCGGCUGCGACCCUUUCGCCGACGAGCCGGUGCUGCACCACGUCGCCUUCCAGGAGACGUACCCCGUCGUCGGCCACACGGCGGAGGACGUCGUGAGCCGGCGCAUGGUGAGGGUGAGCCAGGGCAAGGUCCGGUUCGUGGAGGUCGCACGCGGGCGCGCUCACCGCCAGGAGGAGACGCUAGUGGUCGUCUGGACGCUGGUCUUCGGCCCGUCCGGCUUCACGUUCUGGAAGCAGCAGAGCGCGACGAGCCUGGGGAGGAUCUGGGCGAGCGACAGCUACAGGGCGACGGGGCUCUCGGCGACGGUCCCCGUCCUCGCGCUCCUGCACCCAAGUAACCCGGACGUGGUGUACUUCUUCCUGGAGAAGUACCUGGAGAUGUACCUCUUCGGGGUCAGCGUGUCCCGGAGCACGGUGGUGCACUUCGUUCACAACCCUUUCGACCUGGUCAAGGUGGUCUCCGGUCACCGGCGGCCGCCGCCAAUCAGCUGGCGGCACGUCCUCGCUUGGGAGCUGCCUGCUUCGCUUGCCAAUGGCAAAGCAAAUGCAUCCAAUGAUCAGUUAAAGCAUGGAUGA
Messenger RNA from Setaria italica (foxtail millet), 1221 nucleotides. RefSeq lists its product as uncharacterized. The record is from RefSeq and is a predicted model, not a curated record. The transcript has a single exon. NCBI's taxonomy places the organism in Eukaryota, Viridiplantae, Streptophyta, Magnoliopsida, Poales, Poaceae. Bases 1 to 1221 code for a protein of 406 amino acids.